AUGGCCGAUCCUGUUGCCAUCGAUGUCUCGCGUGCCAGUCCAGGUCUUUGGGACCGCGUGUCGACCUGGGUGUCGGAGAACAAGGCCGUCGCAUACACAAUAGCUGGCACGGUAGUCGUCAUAACUAGCGCCGGUGCAAUCUACUACUUGUCCGGUCAAAAGUCCUCUCCCUCGAAUGCAACAACAGAAAAGAGAAAAAGCAAAAAGGAGCGACGGAAAGAGAAGAAGGCUGCCGAGGAAGCGCAAAAGUCCGGCAUCAGUUUGAAAGACGAGGAAGCAGCAACCACACCUGCAGCGCCUGUGGUACCAAAGGCUGCGACUGUUGAAGGCGAGUCUGAAUUACCAGAGAUCAACGAAUCCACAGUGGCCAACUUUUCACUGGAGGAAAAGCAAACAUAUUCCCAGAAACUUAAGGCCGCCGGAAACAAGGCCUAUGGAUCGAAAGAUUACAACAAAGCCAUUGACCUUUAUGGCCAAGCGAUACUCCUUAAACCAGAUCCUGUCUUCUAUUCGAACCGAGCCGCUGCCUACAAUGCUAUUAGCGACUACGAGAAGGUCGUCGAAGAUACCACAGCCGCCAUUUCCAUGAACCCAGAGUACAUCAAGGCCUUGAAUCGAAGAGCACAUGCUUACGAACACCUCGGGUAUCUCUCUGAAGCACUACUAGACUACACCGCGAGCUGCAUCAUUGAUUCAUUCCAGAAUGAAGGCACUGCACAGAGUGUAGAGCGCUUGUUGAAGAAGGUGGCUGAAAAAAAGGGAAAGGCCAUUUUGGCCGGAAAGAAAAAUCGGCUGCCUAGCGCGACCUAUGUCUCGAAUUAUCUCCAAAGCUUUCGCCCUCAGCCUCUCCCUACUGAUCUCGAAGAAUCGGUAGAACUCGAAGAGAAUACUGGCAAGGGCCAAUUACAGCGUGGUCUGAUAGCAUUGACCAAAAAGACGGCAGAGGCAUACGAGACCGCAUCAAAGGCAUUCAAGGAAGCCAUAACACUUGGAGAUCUCGGAGAGCAUGAGGCUUACGCUCUGAGCAUGCGAGCCACUUUCUUGUAUCUCGAGGGUGACCUUGAGAAGGCACUAGAAGAUCUCAAUAAGGCCAUCGAAUUACAACCCUCUCUAACACAGGCACAUAUCAAGCGCGCCAGCAUGCAUUUGGAGGCAGGAGAUAAGGACCUGGCGGCUCAAGGUUUCGAACAGGCGAUAGCUCAAAACAAAGAUGACCCGGACAUUUACUACCACCGUGCCCAACUCCACUUCAUCCUUGGAGAGUACGCCGAUGCAGCCAAGGACUAUCAGAAAUCCAUCGACCUAGACCGGGAGUUCAUCUACGCACAUAUUCAGCUUGGUGUCUCACAGUACAAGUUGGGUUCGGUUGCAUCAUCCAUGGCGACCUUCCGACGAACCAUCAAGAACUUUUCCCAAGUGCCUGAUGUUUACAACUACUAUGGUGAACUCCUGAUCGACCAACAAAAAUAUGAGGAAGCCAUCGAACGAUUUGAGACCGCCAUCGACCUAGAAAGACAAACGAAGCCAAUGGGAGCCAUCAAUGUCUUACCCCUCAUCAACAAGGCUCUUUGUCUGUAUCAAUGGAAGCAAGAUUUCAAGGCGGCAGAGGACCUUUGCAAAAAGGCCUUGAUUCUUGACCCCGAAUGCGACAUUGCUGUCGCCACCAUGGCACAGUUGCUUCUGCCACAAGGGAGGGUCACCGAAGCCCUUGAAUUUUUCGAGCGUGCAGCCGAACUGUCGAGGACCGAAGCUGAGGUGGUUAAUGCGCUAUCUUAUGCUGAGGCUACUCGAACACAGCUGGAGGUGUCCGAGAAGUAUCCCCAACUUGCAGCUCGGUUAUCUCAAAUGGAGGCUGGGCCCGGGGGACCUCAGAUGAGAUAG
Exophiala bonariae is the source of this 1881-nucleotide messenger RNA. It is a transcript of the gene TOM70, whose product is annotated as TOM (translocase of outer membrane) complex component. The record is from RefSeq and is a predicted model, not a curated record. Gene Ontology annotation, molecular function: protein binding; protein-transporting ATPase activity. The transcript has 4 exons. Lineage: Eukaryota; Fungi; Ascomycota; Eurotiomycetes; Chaetothyriales; Herpotrichiellaceae. Gene Ontology annotation, biological process: protein insertion into mitochondrial inner membrane; protein import into mitochondrial matrix. Bases 1 to 1881 code for a protein of 626 amino acids. Gene Ontology annotation, cellular component: mitochondrial outer membrane.